This is a messenger RNA of Phytophthora nicotianae INRA-310, 228 nucleotides long. RefSeq lists its product as hypothetical. The record is from RefSeq and is a predicted model, not a curated record. The transcript has a single exon. The coding region runs from base 1 to 228 and encodes 75 amino acids. NCBI's taxonomy places the organism in Eukaryota, Oomycota, Peronosporomycetes, Peronosporales, Peronosporaceae.
AUGCACAAUGCGAUCAUUUCCGUACGGCAGGCCGCGGAGUGGGGAAUGGGUAGCAUCCAGAAGGUCUAUAGCCGGUUAAAUGUCCCGCUGCCCUAUGACCCCGAGCUCCGCGGUCUGCGUAUCAGCAAUAUGUUCCGUUUGAUCAUCUACAGAGUAAGAACGGUUGGAAUUUCACAAGUCCGCACUACUUUCAGCGGAGACAUGGAUAUCUCGACUACAUCGGACUGA